This is a messenger RNA of Meloidogyne enterolobii, 1002 nucleotides long. NCBI's taxonomy places the organism in Eukaryota, Metazoa, Nematoda, Chromadorea, Rhabditida, Meloidogynidae. The record is from the annotation of a GenBank genome assembly.
AUGGACAAGAUUAAAUUUGACGGUUCUGAAGACGUUACACCAUAUUUAACGGAAGAAUACGGAUUCAGAAGGCAAAUGAAAUCAAUUCCAAAACCCCCUGAUAGAGGGCCUUUCAUAAAAGAAGUUACUGGCCAUUAUUUAACCCUUUCCUGGAUUCCAACAAAGAGAAGUCCUCCAAGAUACCCUCAAGUUACAUAUGUUAUCGAAUUUCGUGAAUUGCCUGAUAAAGACUGGCAACUACUUGACUACAAUAUUCCAGAGCCUGUCUGCAAAGUUCGAAAUCUUGAACUGGGAAAAAGCUACCAGUUUCGUGUUCGUGCCGAGAAUAUUUAUGGAAUUAGCGAUCCAUCUCCCCCAUCACCCCCAUCGAGGCUAAUGGCAAGACCUCCACCAGUUUUAGACAAGUUCCGCCGAGUUAUACCUCUUCUUGACCCUUACAUGGAGCGAGCUUUAGAUCAAGCACAUGCUGAACAAUAUGCUUGCACUCCUUGGUUCGCGCCAGGCGUGAAAGAAAGACACUUCGUUGCAGAAACUGACCAUCUUUCAAUUACUUUACAUUAUGCAGGAUAUCCUGAUCCAAAAAUUACAUGGAAACAUAGAGGUUGGGAUAUUGAUGCCUCCGGGCCAACCUCAAACAUUCGUAUUUCCUCACAUGCUGGUGCUGAGACUACCAUCACAUUCCUAGGCUUUCAAAAGUCAAAUGCUGGGCAAUAUACCUGUGUGGCUGAGAACCAGUAUGGAAAAGCUGAACAAAAUUUACUUGUUGAUGUUGCUACCCGCCCAAAAUUCACUCAACCUUUAUCAAAUCGGGAUUACACUUCUGAUAAGCCAUUAAGGCUAAAUGUUCGUGUAGAAGGCAAUCCUGUGCCAGAGGUUAAAUGGCUUAAGGAUUGGCGGCCAGUUGCCGAAUCUUCACGCGUUCAUCUGAUUCAAGAAGAUUCGAAUUUGCGUACACUGCUUAUUGAUCAACCCAUUUGGAGCGAUUCCGGCAUUUAUACGUAA